UGAUUUCUGUUCAUGUUUUUAGUUUGUCAAAAAACGGCGCCAUUUUUAAACAUUUCGUCAUUCUCCACUCCGUCGGUGAUUUUGUGAAUGAUAAAAAAGAUAGUAAUGAUACACUAAUAAUAAUAAUACACGAAAAUAACACUUAUAAUAAUUGGUCAAAUUGUACAUUAAAUAAUACAUCUGUUCUAUAAUGUAUACUCUGUAUAAAAACGUUAAAACCAGAAAUUUAGUGAAACAUAAUAUGUAAGAAACUAGAUUACAUGUUUUUUUAUGUGAAACUUGCAGACGCUUAUAGGUACUGAAAUAAAGAACUGUUGAACGAUAAUAACAUGAAUCUGCGGGAACCAAAGAAAAAACGACGGGUUAAAGUAAAAGAGCAACCACCAUUCCCAAUUGUGAUUGGUGAUAAAAAUGAGUGGGUAAAUUAUACUGCUUAUCUUACAGAUGUGGGAUCAUGUAUAAUUAAUCCAAAUGAAAUUGCUGCAGUACAUUCCAUGGGAUAUUUUGGCAAAGGUUCAUUGUCACGUGGUUUUCCUUCAUUUGGAAAAGCACGAUAUGGAGCACCUCCUGUUAUAAGAAACAGACAAUGGAUUCGCAGACAAGAAUGGCUUGAGCAAUUCAAUGAACUAAGCAUAGAACCUAAUAAUAGUAAAUCCAUAAAUAUGGAAGAAAACAAAUGUGAAGAGUCUAGCGCUGUAAAUCUUGAAGAUGAAAAUUCUUCCAAAUCUAUAGAAAUGGAAACUAUACCAGAAAUAAUUGAAAUAGAUACAAAUAUUGAAUCCUCUGACAAAAAUCAAAAAGAAGAUAAGUCAUCCGAUAAGGAAAUAGAAAUUAGUCAAGUAAAUCUUGAUUCAAUGAAAGAAGAUGAGGAAUGUAUCAUUGUAAAUAAAACUACUAAUGAAAAGUCUGAGGAGACUAAAGAUGAUGUUGAGGAGUGCAUUGAAAGUGAAGAGAAAGAGGAAUCUUAUUAUGUAGAAGCUUUUGAUUUUAAAGAAGGAGAUCAAUAUAACAUGAACGACACUGAUGUUCAAAGUAAAUUACUUAUUUUGCCAGAUAGUGAUUCAGAAACUGAGAAUUAUUUAAAGAAUAUAAAACCCAAGGUUGAAAGUGAAAGUUUUCCAGUACAAGAAACUCUUCACCUUACAUUUGAAGAAACAUUUUUUCUUUUAUAUGGUUUAGGAUGCUUAAAUCUAAUAGACUUCGAUAGUAAUUUGUUAGACAUCGAUAGUGCUUGGCGUAUUUUUUGCAAAGCUGAUAAAAACUUUGUACAGAAAUAUGUUGUAUACCACUAUUUUCGAAGCAAAGGAUGGGUUGUGAAACCAGGAUUAAAAUAUGGUGGAGACUUUUUACUCUAUAAACAAGGACCACCGUUUUAUCAUGCAUCAUAUAUUGUAUUAGUAGAUGUUUUAGAAGCAGAUUCACUGAUCAGAGAUGAAAGUAAAUCUAUGCAUAAGCCAACAUGGAAUAAUUUAUUUGGAUUAGAACGAUUAUCCGAGACUGCUGCAAAGGAAAUAUUGUUUGCUCAAGUAUUGUGGCCAUCUUCAGUUUUACAAACUUCAAACUCACUUUGUGUGGAUUCUUUAUCAGAGUUUUCUGUAAGAGAACUAUUAUGGAGGCGAUGGAAUCCCAAGAACAAUAAAGAUGAAGAUGAUGCUGAUUAUGAUUCAUGGUAACAGUAUGUGAUACGUAUUUAUUAAUUUCUGCAAAUAAAUGCAUCUACAUUAUAGCUUUGGUUUACAUUUUUUAAAGGAUUAUAUACCUCAUUUUAUUGUUCUCAUUGCUGAAGAAGUUAAUAACUUUAUUAAGCAAAAGAUAAUAAACAAUUUAUUAUUCAUACUUUAUACAUUUAUAAUAUAUUUCUAAGCUUGUUUUCAUCAAAGAACAAUAAAACUUAUGAGGACUUUAA
Messenger RNA from Megalopta genalis, 1906 nucleotides. RefSeq names its product tRNA splicing endonuclease subunit 2 (gene Tsen2). The record is from RefSeq and is a predicted model, not a curated record. Gene Ontology annotation, molecular function: tRNA-intron lyase activity; nucleic acid binding. Gene Ontology annotation, cellular component: cytoplasm; tRNA-intron endonuclease complex. Gene Ontology annotation, biological process: tRNA splicing, via endonucleolytic cleavage and ligation; tRNA-type intron splice site recognition and cleavage. NCBI's taxonomy places the organism in Eukaryota, Metazoa, Arthropoda, Insecta, Hymenoptera, Halictidae.